AUGGCCGCUUCUUCGAGUUCAGCGUUGAGUCCAUCCUCCUCCAUCUCUUCACUUGGCUCUUUCACAUACGAAGUUUUUCUGAGUUUCAGGGGAGUAGAUACCCGCCAAGGGUUCACGUGGAACCUUUAUCAAUCUCUUCAAAAUGCAAGAAUUGAAACCUUCAUGGAUGAAGAGGAUAUUGAGGCUGGUGAGGAAAUCGAUGAAAGGCUUUUGAAAGUAAUAGAGGGAUCAAGGUGUUGUGUGGUCAUCCUGUCAAGCCGAUAUGCCGAUUCUAAGGCGUGUUUGAUGGAAUUGGCAGCCAUGUUUCGACUCAAGAAACAGAUCAUCCCUGUCUUCUUCUACGUCGAGCCUUCUGACGUGAGCCAUCAGAGUGGCCCUUUCAAGAUUGAUUUCUCCACUCAUCAAAAGCGCCCUUUCGAGAUUGCUUUCUCCAUUCAUCAAAAGCAUUCUAGCAGCUCUAGGGAUGUUGAGGAAUGGAGACAAGCGUUGACCAAAGUUGGUGAACUUAAAGAGCAUCUUGUGGGAAUCGACUCCAGGGUUGAAGAAGUAAUGGAAUUGCUAUGUAUUGGGGAAGGAGGCGUUAAAAUGGUUGGGAUUUAUGGGAUGGGAGGCGUCGGCAAGACCACACUUGCAAAGGAAAUACACAACAGACUCAAGGGCAGGUUUGAAAAAGCUAUCUACAUAGAGUGCAUCAAGGACAAAAAAGAUAGGCUACCACAAUUGCACGAAGAAUUUAUUUCUAAGGUGUUCAAAGAUGGAAAAAAAAGAAGAGUCCCUCGGGAGAGGGUGCUUGUUAUUCUUGAUGAUGUUGACCAUGGGGAUCAACUCAAAGCAUUAGCUGGUGGGUGUGACUGGUUUGGUGAAGGAACAAGGAUUCUCAUCACCACAAGGGAUGUGCAGCUUCUGGAUGCGCAUCUUGUGCAUAAAAAGUACCAAGUCCAUGAGUUAAACAGCAGCGAUUCGCUACACCUGUUCAGUCGGCAUGCUUUCAAAAAUGACCAACCUAGUGAGGAAUUCAUGAAGAUAUCUAAGAAAAUUGUAAGAGAAGCAGGGGGUCUUCCAUUAGCGCUUGAGGUUCUUGGUGCAUCAUUAUCAACAGAACUCCAAAAAGAAGCAUGGGAGGAGGUGGAAACAAAGUUGAGGAGUUCAGGAUACCCUGAAAUUAACAAGUGCCUGAGAAUAAGCUACGACGGCCUCAGCCAGAAGGAACAGGAAGGUUUUUUGGACAUUGCGUGCCUUUUCGUUGGUCAGAACAAAGAUGAGAUCAUUGACAUAUGGAAAGGCUGUGACUUCGGUACUCCAGUGUCGACAGUCAAUUCUCUUUUAAAUAAAUGUCUUCUUAAGGUUGAUGACUUUGGGGCGCUACGUAUGCAUGAUUUACUACGAGACAUGGGGAGAGACAUUGGCUCGCGUAGCAGGUUGUGGGAUCAAAAGGAAGUGUGGGACGUGCUGGAGGAGCACAAGCUCCUUCUUUUGGAAAACAUCAACCUCAAGGGUGACUUUAGCAGGAUGCCCAGAAGUUUGAGAUCCUUGAAAUGGACUGGUUGCUCCAUGCAAACGCUUCCAGACAAUUUCAACAUCCAGAAACUUGGAUGCCUGAAGUUACGUAACAGCAAAAUUGUUCGAUUCUGGAGUGAUAGUUGCAUAUCAAAGGAAAAGGUGUUCACUAACCUGAAGGUGCUCGACCUUAGAAACUGUAGUGCACUUACCAAACUUCCUAAUUUCUCUCACUCCUUGGACCUAGAGAAACUAUGCCUUCAACGCUGCAGCAGUUUAACGGACAUUCCCGACUCCAUUGGAAAUUUGACGAAACUCAGCAGUUUAGACGUGUCCCAUUGUAAAUGCCUAUCGACUCUUCCUGAUUCCAUCGAAAACUUGCCGGAACUUCAAGAGCUACGACUUAAUUACUGCAAAUCCCUGUCAACAUUGCCUCAUUCCAUCAGGAAAUUGACACUGCUUAAGAGGUUGGAGCUAGACUCCUGUGAAUCUCUGUCGUCAUUGCCCGAUUUUAUUGGAAACCUGACCGAACUUGAGGUGUUAGUGGCCAGCUAUAAAUCCCUGUCAACACUGCCUGAUUCCAUUGGGAAUUUGAGUAGACUGAAGUAUUUAUAUUUGUUCUUUUGUAUAUCUCUAUCGGCAUUGCCCGAUUCCAUUGGGAUUUUGACCAAACUGAGGACGUUAGAGAUGGCUGGUUGUCAAUCUCUAUCAGCAUUGCCUGAUUCUAUUGGGAAUUUGACCGGACUGAAGAGGAUACAUCUGUCUUUUUGUAAAUCUCUACCGGCAUUGCCCUAUUCAAUCGGAAGGUUGACUUUACUUGAGGAUUUACAAUUAUACAAAUGCACAUCCCUAUUAGCAUUGCCUGAUUCCAUUGGGAAUUUGACUGGACUGACGAUGUUGGAUCUGUUUGUUUGUAAAUCUCUAUCGGCAUUGCCAGAUUCUAUUAAAAAUUUGACUAGACUUGAGAAGUUAAAAUUACGCUCAUGCACAUCCCUAUCAGCAUUGCCUCCUUCCCUUGGGAAUUUGACACGGCUUAAGAGGUUGAAGCUAGACUAUUGUAGAUCUCUAUUGGCAUUGCCCGAUUCUAUUGGAAACCUGAGCCAACUUGAGAAGUUAGCAUUGCACGAAUGUACAUCCCUGCCAACGUUGCCUGAUUCCAUUGGGAAGUUGAACAGACUGGGGACGCUAAAGGUGGCGUCAUGCUCAGGCUUGUCAACGCUGCCUAGUUCUAUCGGCAGCAUGAGGAGACUGUCUACUCUCGUUCUCAGCGGCAGUGGCAUUGAAGAGCUUCCUGAUUCUGUGCGCUUGCUGGAGUCGCUCGAAUGGUUGGGAAUUGCAAGAUGUAGACUACGCAGUCGCCUGCCUCUCUGGGAGAUGAAACGGCUGAAGGGCUUGGUCAUAGGAGGUGAAGUCAAUCAGAAAGAUGAAAGUGACGAUGGGAAUCAAAAUAAUGAAUUAUUUGAAAUCCCAGAUGGCAUCACCCACUACUCUCAACACAGUCAAGAGUGCAGGAGAAUCCGAUACAUAGAAACCUCGGAAGUCACAUUUGAUGGCCUAGAAGGUAAAGUAUUUGAGUUGUCCAUUUGGGCGGUGAGUGGUAGAGAAAUGAAGAUCAUUUUACUUGUGUAUCCUUUUGGGAAUCGCCUGAGGGAAGGGAAUAUUGGAAUGGGCCAUGGUUGA
Molecule: messenger RNA, 3177 nt
Organism: Nymphaea colorata (pocket water lily)
Lineage: Eukaryota; Viridiplantae; Streptophyta; Magnoliopsida; Nymphaeales; Nymphaeaceae
Product: disease resistance protein TAO1-like
Exons: 5
Coding region: 1-3177 (1058 amino acids)
Biological process (GO): signal transduction; defense response
Molecular function (GO): protein binding; ADP binding; ATP hydrolysis activity
Source: RefSeq, a predicted model, not a curated record